Molecule: messenger RNA, 300 nt
Organism: Rhizopus microsporus ATCC 52813
Lineage: Eukaryota; Fungi; Mucoromycota; Mucoromycetes; Mucorales; Rhizopodaceae
Product: putative LSM3-U6 snRNA-associated Sm-like protein
Exons: 4
Coding region: 1-300 (99 amino acids)
Biological process (GO): mRNA splicing, via spliceosome; P-body assembly
Cellular component (GO): U6 snRNP; P-body; catalytic step 2 spliceosome
Molecular function (GO): RNA binding
Source: RefSeq, a predicted model, not a curated record
AUGGCUGAAGUGACAAAUGCACCUUCUACUGAUCUUGGUGCUGUUGAAGAGCCACUUGAUCUCGUUAGACUUUCGCUAGAUGAACGCAUUUAUGUUAAAUUAAGAGGAGACAGAGAACUACGUGGUGUCUUACACGCUUAUGAUGGACAUUUAAACAUGGUUUUGGGCGAUGUAGAAGAAACAAUUACCAUUGUUGAUGUCAAUGAAGAAACAUUAGAAUCAACAGUAAAGAGAACGUUUGAUAUGCUUUUUGUUCGUGGUGAUGGCGUCAUUCUGGUCUCUCCACCUUCACGCACAUAA